UCAACAUGGCGCUGAUGGCGCUGAAGUGACCCUUGAAAAGGAAAGAAGACGUCGUAAGGUUUAUUGUCGCCAGAACGCACAAGUGAAUUGUGCGACUUUCUUGGUGUUUAGUUUUUUAAAGACAAUAAUGGGACGGAGAAGAAAAAUUAGCAAAACAAAGAAGUCAUCUCCAGAAAACACACCCCACAACAUGGCAGUCACAGCAACCAACAAAAUGGCACUUACAGAAGACGAUAACAUGGAACCAAAAGACUAUUUGAGUAAUCUGUCGCUGGAGUUACUCGUCAAGAUCAUGACAUAUUUGCCGCUACGAUGUUUUAUGCGUUUAGAAUCACUGAAUAGUAAAUUACAACAUGCUGUCAUGCAUAUACAGAUUAGAAAGUGGAUAGACUUCUCUGAAGGCAAAUAUUAUGCAUAUAUGCCUGAUGGCUUCAAUGAUGAAUCAUUCAAACAUCUUCUUCUCCGAUCCCCUGAUUUGCAGUAUGUUUUUGGCCUGAAUCCUUGCGAAUUGUCUCGUCGUUGGACGCGAGGCAGCGAUCGUGGAUGUAGCAUACCAGGAAUAGUAGAAGCUUUACAAGCCUGUCCUAAGUUGCUUGGUGUACAGACAUGCCAUGUACAGUUACUAGAGUCAAUUCUUGCUUAUCUUCCUCUUGUGGAAAUUCUUGGCAAGUUCUACAAUAGAAAUGGAACAUUUCCGCCAAAUCCGCAAAAACAGUUGACAAUUCCAAAGCUGGCUAAAAUCCGCAGUCUUCAUCUGACUGGUGUGACGCUUCCCGAACUACCACAGAUUGUAUGCCUUGAAGAAGUCAUUUUGGAGUGGGUGAAGCUAACGAAUCCACAACCGUUUUCCGAUUUUGGCAGCCGACGACUACAUACCUUUAUUAUGCGCAACUGUGCCGGCCCAACAAGUGCCUUGAAAUAUGUCCCUCUUGUCACUGGAUUAGCUGCUUCGCGCAGACUUAAAAGAUUGGAGUUGAUCCGGGUACCUUUCCUUGGUGGACUCUUCCAGCAUGUUGUUGAGGAUGCCUGGAAGAUUGAAGGUUUCCGGAAAUUGAGAAAGAUUGUUUUGGGUGCUUGCAAGAAUUGUUUAGAAAUUGACCUGGGUUAUCUUGUUGUCAGCUCAGCGUCGUGGUUGGAACAGCUAGCUGUGCAGCCGUCUCUUACCAAAGACAGCUUGUUCACAGCACUUAAACUAGCUGAUGUUGAUUUCCCUCAGUUUGAUAUUCUUAAUCUUGGUUAUGUCCAUCCAUUCCCAGAUUCAGAACACUUAUCCAAUGAGAAGUUGGUGCGUCAUGGUUUGGCCGAUGUUAGUGAGAAUCCUUCACUGUUAACAGAUAAUGGGAUGAAAGGCAGCCAUGUCUUCACACUAGUCAGAGUGUUAUCAGCUUAUAACUGUCCUCAUCUGCAUAAACCAUCUACCUGGAUAGAUAACGUGUAUCUUAAUUGGGCCCAUUUAGCAAGAGUACAUCUACGUAGAUGCCAUGCAAUCAAACUGGACAGCUUUUGUUCAUUUAUUGAUCAGUUAGACGACAUCAGGGAUCUUGUUUUGGAGCAUAUGUUUAGAGAACCUCCCAAAGGGUGUGCCAGAGUAGGACUGAGUGCUGGCACUGGUAUCGGUGUGUCAUCAGCUUUGGUGACUAAUAACAGUGGCAACAAUGAUAACGAUGAUAAUGCAGAUGAUAACCAACAACAAGUACAGGAUGGAGCACCACCCGUGCAAGCAGAAGAACCAGGAAAAGCAGAUGAACAGAAAAAGCCUGGUGAAUCUGAUGAUAAACAACAGGAAAGUAAACCUGAUGCUGCUCCCUCAACUUCAUCAGCAGCAGACAACAGCCAAGCCGGAUCAAGCCAAGCACCGGAGAGUAGUGUGAAUACUGAACAUGAGUCAGUCGACAUGGAAGUUGAUGACACAAAUGAUAAAAAUGGAAUUCAGAUCCCUGAAAAUACAAGCAACCAAUCUUGCCAGGCUGUUAGUCAGCAGAUUGAAGAGGAGACGAAUGCUGCUAAAAAAGCUGCUCGAGAAGCCAGGGAUAGAGACAUAAUCAGAGACGUGGUGGUGGAAGAACCAAAAAGUGAGAAGGAUGGAGAUAAAGACGUUGACAUGGAGCAAAAAAGUGAGAAAGAUGGAGAUAAAGAGGUUGCCAUGGAGCAGAGUGAUGAGGCGACAAUUAAUAAUUGGGAAGAGACACCACAAGUUUCGGAUUCUACCAAGGACAAUGACCAAGAAGACAAGACUUGUAUGAAUGUUGUUGCAAGUGAGGGGGUGUCAAAUGAAGCAGGUAGCGGUGGUAGUACUGAAGAAAAAGACAACAUUUCCCCUUCUAGUUCGAUAGAUUCAAAGGGAGGGAGCACAUCAGGAAAGAGAACAAGCAGUCAGAGGUCAUCAACAAGUAGCCCAGCAGAAAAACAAUUGGAGGAAAGUCUUGAUCCAUCCACGGGUGAAAGUAAAACCAAAGAAAGGGAGACUCCUGUAAGGAGAGUAACAAGACAGAUGACACGGCGGAAUAGCCAGGGUGAGACAACUCAAGCUUUAGAUGUAUCCGGUGUGCCUGAACCGCUUAGUAAUGGCAAGGCUAAAAGUAAAUCUGACAAAGAAUUAAGCCCUGCUAAACAUAUUAAACCCAAACCAGUUAUGUGUGAUCGAGCAACAAGUACCAGUGACCCCGUGAUGGAAGAUGACCCUGUGCAGACGAUGACAUUAUCUAAUGAUAAUCUGGAGUACAUAAAUAUGUUUUGGUGUGGUAUCUCUCAUCUGGAUUUGAAGGGAUGUAAAAAACUUAAUGCUCUCAAUGCUACUGCAUGUAGGAUAUUGAAAUCUGUGAAGCUGGAUGGUUUGCUAGACUUGAGAGCUGUCAAGUUCACUCAGUGUUAUAAGUUACGGAAUGACGAAAUAUUACGAGAAGUUUUGAAAAUUCCUGCAAAGUAUAAUAAAUUUGUCCAUCUUCGACCAAUGUAUCAGUUCAACAUCACAUCUUUGGAGCGUAUGUUAUUUUCUAAUUUAAUCCCCCAUAAUUACCAUGUGAUGUUAGCAUUGGACUACACCAACCCGCCACGUGCAGAGAAUGCCACGUUCAUGAGGAACUGGUCGCAAGCUUUGAAUGACUUAACUUUUGAUAUGAUUGACACAUUUGAAAUGCCGAGUGCCAGCGAUAUGGAGAGACCUACUAAAUAUCCCUGGGGUAGAAACAUACGUAGGCAUACAUUAAAUUUUGAGAAGACUGGUUGCCAGAUGGACAUAAUCUCUGAUGUCCCUUGGUUACAUGAAGUACUGAAUGUAAAAGAUAUGCCAUUCUUGGAUCCAUUUUGUGAAGAAGCGGUGCGUUACAUGAACAACAUGGCAUACAACAUAGAUCGUAAUCUGGAUGUUAUGUAUGCACACAUACUGGAAAUGAUGGAGUGUAAAUUUACACAUUUUAAGAACUCAGUGGUGGUCUAUAUACAGAUGUGUGAUAUUGACGGCAUCCCAGCUGAUGACCCAUAUGCAUAAUUGUCGGCAGCUGUUGGUCCUUAUGAACAUUUCGAACUGUUACGACUCUAAUCAAGACAGU
Messenger RNA from Saccoglossus kowalevskii, 3548 nucleotides. RefSeq names its product F-box only protein 38-like. Gene Ontology annotation, biological process: protein K48-linked ubiquitination; SCF-dependent proteasomal ubiquitin-dependent protein catabolic process. Gene Ontology annotation, molecular function: protein binding. Lineage: Eukaryota; Metazoa; Hemichordata; Enteropneusta; Harrimaniidae. Gene Ontology annotation, cellular component: cytoplasm; nucleus. The record is from RefSeq and is a predicted model, not a curated record.